GGCCGAUAAGAGGCGGUGACUGCCAUCCCAUUCUCGAGCUGGGCUGGUCGGCGCGGUAGGGCGGAGGUGGGGCGGCCCGGUUUUUGCUCGCACUACUUGGGAAGGCCCGGCCCGUAGGCCGGCCGUACCCUCUGCCCCAGACCCUGCCGAGGUGCCUCGCUCCGCGUCCAGACAUGGAGAGCGGUCGCCGUGGCUCGCUGCUCACGGCGCUCCUGGUCGCCUGGGUCGCGGCGGCGGCAGCUGCGGAGGCGGAGGCCGGCCCGGAGCAGGCCGUGCUGCCGCAGGAGCGGAGCCUGGUGCGGCCCAUGACAGCCUCCAACUGGACGCUGGUGUUGGAGGGCGAGUGGAUGCUGAAAUUUUAUGCCCCUUGGUGUCCAUCCUGUCAGCAGACUGAUUCAGAAUGGGAGACUUUUGCAAAGAAUGGUGAAAUACUUCAGAUCAGUGUGGGGAAGGUAGAUGUCAUUCAAGAACCAGGUUUGAGUGGCCGCUUCUUUGUCACUACCCUCCCAGCAUUUUUUCAUGCAAAGGAUGGGAUAUUCCGCCGUUACCGUGGCCCAGGAAUCUAUGAAGACCUGCAGAACUAUAUCUUAGAGAAGAAGUGGCAAUCAGUUGAGCCUCUGACUGGCUGGAAAUCCCCGGCUUCUCUAACGAUGUCUGGAAUGGCUGGUCUUUUUAGCAUCUCUGGCAAGAUAUGGCAUCUUCACAACUAUUUCACAGUGACCCUUGGAGUUCCUGCUUGGUGUUCUUACGUCUUUUUCAUCAUAGCCACCUUGAUUUUUGGCCUUUUCAUGGGUCUGGUCUUGGUGGUCAUAUCAGAAUGUUUCUAUCUGCCACUUCCAAGGCAUUUAUCUGAAGGUUCUGAGCAGAAUCUUAGGUCAGGGGAGGCUCAUACAACUGAACAGUUGCAGGAUGCAGAGGAAGGAAAGGAUGAUUCAAAUGAAGAAGAAAACAAGGACAGCCUUGUAGAUGAUGAAGAAGAGAAAGAAGACCUUGGUUAUGAGGAAGAAGCAGAGGAGGACGAGGAGGACAGCCCGGCUGCUGGCAUGGACGAGAAGAGGAGUGAUGCCCGGGACCAGGGGCCCCUGAGGGAGGCCCAGGAGGAUGAAGGACCUGCUGGGACUGAAGAGAAUGCCCCAGAGCAGCCCUGUCCAACUGGCACAGAGGCAGCGGAAGACACAGUGAGACAGCGCAGAAGUCAGCAUGCCGACAAGGGACCGUCAGCCUGAUGACAGUGUUUCCAAGGAUACAGACCAAAAGAAUAUGUGUGCUUCCUUCUGGUCUGCAGUUUAAACCAAAUCCUUAUUUUUUCUUGAAUGAGCAAGCUUCUCUUAAAAAAUGAUUUCUAGCCCAUGUAGUCUCAUGGCAUUAUUCUCAUAUAUGUUAAGGAGAAUCUUUCAGGCAUGACAGGGUACAGAAAAACAAACAUGCUGUUAGGGUCUGUUUGGGACCUGUGAUGAGAACAAAUUCAUUUCCUUGGGGCCCCAGAGUUUUGACCAGAGGAAGCAAUCCCCAGCCAUCGUGAGCACUGUUCAUGGGCAGUAGACAGGGCUGCAGGCCCCUAACAUGAAAGCAGGGCGAAUGAACGUCCUCAGGGUGUAGCUGAUAACUUGCUUCCUCUUCUUGUAUUGAAUAUUUAUUUUUGUCAAACUGUAAGAAACGUCGGGUACCAUAGUACAAGUGUACUUUUUAGAGAUAGAACUUGAGAGGGCCUUGGAUAUUAUUGUAGAAAAGAGCUUGGAAAUCUUCCUAACUCUCUAAAUCUCCUUUCUUAUGUUUUAUUUCUUACCUUUAGCAUUUCCAACUUUCCCACCAUGGGCCUGCAGGCCCCUCACACUCUUCACAAUCUGUCCUCAGUGAGAGGACUCAGACAGCAGUCUACUUGACAUCAGCUGCGUUUAUUCCACCUUAAGGGUUUAGAUAAUCAAGAAGCACAGCCCAUGAAGCCAUGACUGCCAAGCAUCUCAAAUGUUGUAACCUUUGGAGAUUCAAAAGGAAGUAGGGGUUUUACAAGAGAGAUUUUUCUUGUUGUUUUUAGCCAAAAUGUCAUUUUUUUUUUUCAAAAA
This is a messenger RNA of Globicephala melas (long-finned pilot whale), 2063 nucleotides long. RefSeq names its product thioredoxin related transmembrane protein 4 (gene TMX4). Gene Ontology annotation, molecular function: disulfide oxidoreductase activity. The record is from RefSeq and is a predicted model, not a curated record. Gene Ontology annotation, cellular component: endomembrane system. Lineage: Eukaryota; Metazoa; Chordata; Mammalia; Artiodactyla; Delphinidae.